CUCGAUAAAAAUUAAAAAAAAUCUUAUCCUAUAAAAAAAGAUGCCUCAUUCAUAUGGUUUACGAGCAAGAACACGUCAUCUUUUUCAAAGAAAAUUCCGUCAAAAAGGUCAGAUUAGACUUUCCACAUACUUAAAAACAUAUCGAGUCGGUCAAUAUGUAGAUAUUUGUGUUAACAGUGCUGUUCAAAAAGGAAUGCCUUUUAAGUAUUAUCAUGGUCGAACAGGCAAAGUUUAUGGUGUUACAAAAUCCUCAGUCAAUGUUCUUGUAUAUAAACGUACUGGUCAUCGAUGUAUAGCCAAACGACUUAAUAUUCGUGUGGAACAUGUUCGUCAUUCUAAGUGUAGAGAAGACUUUAUACAGCGUGUUAAACAGAAUGCACGAUUACGUCAAGAAGCAUGUGCAAAAGGAGAAUAUAUAUGUUUGAAACGACAGCCAAAAGGUCCUCGACCAGCACAUAUAGUAACAGUUGAUUCGUUACCAGAAACUGUAAGAGUUUCUCCUUACGAAACUACACUGUAAAACAAUCGUUUAUAUAAUAAUCCCUUGUGUACUUAGUAAAAAUAAU
This is a messenger RNA of Pneumocystis carinii B80, 566 nucleotides long. RefSeq lists its product as hypothetical. Gene Ontology annotation, cellular component: ribosome; cytosolic large ribosomal subunit. The transcript has 5 exons. The record is from RefSeq and is a predicted model, not a curated record. Gene Ontology annotation, biological process: translation. Lineage: Eukaryota; Fungi; Ascomycota; Pneumocystomycetes; Pneumocystales; Pneumocystaceae. Bases 41 to 520 code for a protein of 159 amino acids. Gene Ontology annotation, molecular function: structural constituent of ribosome.